This is a messenger RNA of Cygnus atratus (black swan), 5312 nucleotides long. RefSeq names its product telomeric repeat binding factor 1 (gene TERF1). Gene Ontology annotation, cellular component: chromosome, telomeric region; nucleus. The coding region runs from base 40 to 1119 and encodes 359 amino acids. The transcript has 10 exons. Gene Ontology annotation, molecular function: telomeric repeat DNA binding; protein homodimerization activity. NCBI's taxonomy places the organism in Eukaryota, Metazoa, Chordata, Aves, Anseriformes, Anatidae. The record is from RefSeq and is a predicted model, not a curated record. Gene Ontology annotation, biological process: telomere maintenance.
GGGGCGGGGCGAGGGGCGCGUUGGCGGGCGAGCUCCAAGAUGGCGGCGGAAGGCGCCGCGGCGGCCGGGAGCGGCCGCGCCUCGGGGGACCCAGCGGCGCUGGUGGCGGCGGAGUCGGUGGCGGCGGGCUGGGUGCUGGAACUGAGCUGCUGCUGCCUGUGCCAGCACUUCGCGGAGGGCCGCGCCGCCGAGUUCAGGCGGUGGAGGGCCGUGGCGCAGGCUGUUAUUAAUGGCUUCUCCAAAAUAGCUACACAUCAGAAAAAAAUGGUGUACCUCUGUCAGCUUUUGAUAAGAAUUGCAGAUGGAAAAAGACUUGAAUGCAAUUUUGAAAAGGAUCCAAGAAUUUCACCUUUGGAAUCUGCUCUGUCUUUUUGGACUUUACUUGAGAGGGAAGAAAGUAAACUUGAUAAGCUUCAUGAAGAUAUUCGUCGCUUGAUUCAAAUUCAGGUUGUAGCAGUCCAUAUGGAAAAAGGAUAUUUUAAGGAGGCUGCUGAAGUUCUUGAAAGGCUGUUUGCAGACUCAGAAUCAGAUAAGCCUUUAAGGGUGAAGCUGGCAACCGUAAUCAAAAGCAAGGAUCCAUAUAUUCCCCUUCUCCAAAGCUUCAAUUACGAUCUUCUGAUAAGUAAAGUCAAGUCUUACAUCGAACGUUUCAUGAAAGAAAAUGAAAAAAACUUCUUACUACAGGCAGCCAUGGAGCAGGUAGAGUCUAAAGGACUAAAAGCAGUAGUGCUGCAGAACAUAACUGUGAAUGCCAAUGAAGAGGAAGAAAAUAAUUUGGAAACAACACAAAGAUUUACAGAAGAGCAACCGAGUACUACAAAUCAGUUACCUGAAGAUGCAACAAAAUCCAUUAUAAGGCUUCCUUCAAAGAGGAAAUGCAGAGCAAGUAAUGUUCUUCAGAGUCUGAACAGCUUGCAAAAUGUGGAAGAACUUGGAGAUACUCGGACUUGUGGCCGAAGAAGACAGCCAUGGACUCUUGAAGAAGACAAGAAACUGAAAUCAGGAGUAAGGGAGUUUGGAGUGGGCAAUUGGGCUAAAAUUCUGGUCCACGGUGACUUCAACAACCGAACUAGCGUCAUGUUAAAAGACCGGUGGAGAACACUGUCCAAGAUCAAAUAAUACUAAUUUGGGUAACAGGAAUCAACUCUUCUUGAGCUUUCCCUACAUAAAGAUCUAGUUCAGCUUUUCAGAAUAACUUAUUUGAGACUAAUCCGAGUCUCCAGCAAUGUUGCUGCCCUAAAACAUGAAACAGAUGUAAUGAUGACUUAUAUAUAUAAAGCCUGGUCUUCUAUCUACAUGAGGGAGGUGAUUAAUUUCUGCAAUGUGAAAAUGCUUACAGUGAUUAUGAAAGGUUAAUUACAUACACAGGAGUCUUAAGUAACUGGCAACGUAUUAGCUUGAUAGAGGCUUUUAAUAAAGAGUCAAGUGUUCUGUAGUUUUUAAAGGGUUGUAUCUGUAAUCAGAUGGAGCUCUUUAUCAUUUUAGUUUCUACUAUAGUCGUUCCAAUCUGAUUUCACCUCACUUUGAAAUUUUGGUCAGACUUGUCAUCUCUGUCAGUAAGUCAUACCAAAAAAUACGUAUGUAUUGUUAUUGCUAAUUUUUCUGGUUAAAAAUAUAGUACCCCAUGUAAGUUUAUGUUUAUAAAUAUUAAAGGUGCUCUGUAUGAAUCAGAGGGCACACUAGGGUAUUUUUUUUUUAAGAAUUAAGCUUAAGUUCUAGGAGGAAGAUUAUUUUGAAAUUAUUUAUGUUGGCAUAAUAGCAGUUACUAUCUUGCAGAAGAGAAUGGAAAAGAUAGGGAAGUAACAGCACGAUACUAGCUCUUAACUUCUCUUGACUAUCUUGUGCUACCUACACUGUCUUGAGAAGCGGCAUUCUUCUGGACCAGCGGAAAAGGGGAAGCUCCUUUCCUGGAAAGCCAAAGCGGGACUCUGUUCUGGUACUGAGCACAGCCCAUGAAACAGGUUUCAUCUACACUCUGCAGUGCUAGCAGGCACAGAUACCUUCUGAUGGGUAGCUGCCUGCAUCAGGGUGUCAGUUGGUUACUGUAAUUGUCCUGCUCAUAAGAGACUGUAAGAGAUGGGUGGUGGUGCUACGCUGCCUCUCUUGCUUCAGAUUGUAUGGAAAAGAAUUCCAGGACCUCAGAAAAUACACAAACACACACUUUCCACUGUCAUACUAGUGUGAAUCUAUAACUUACAUAUCACAGCAUUCUUUUAAAAGUGGAAUCUCUUAAAUUCAGGUGUUUUCUGGGAUGUUGUCCUUGGAGAAGUUUUUUAUUUUUAUUUUACAAGAACCUUUCAAGGAAAAGCAUCCAUCUAAACUGGUCAUAAUGAAAUAAAAUUCUCAGAGGUAUUCUUCCUGGUUACAAAAGAAGAAAUAUAUUCUUCAGGGCAGAAAUGUUUAUGAAGUAUUCAGAUCAUCUCUGCGCUUUCUGUCUUGGAGGCCUGUUUGCAUUAAGAUUAAAUGGUUAAGUAUCAUUAGAAAGGUUUGUGUCCUACUCUUGAAUGUGGACAGGACCUCAGACAGAUCACCUUCCUAAUUCUUGCCAACAGAUGCUCAGGUUUCUUUUUGCAGCUGUGGCACGCAAUUGCCUUUAGGUUCCACAGAGAUACUGCGUGCCUUAACAGUAAAUUUCUGAACCUUAAGGCAUCGUUUCUUUUUAGGACACAUGGUGAAUUUCAGAAGCUUGAUAAAAUAAAGAUUAUGCACUUCAGCAAGGAAUGCUAGAGCAGCUGUAAGCCAACAACUCAAAACAAAAACAAACAUAGCAGGUGUGUGACAAGUGAGACCUGCAGUAUGCAGUCUCUUCAAUGGCUCUAACAAUAAUUCAACACAAAUAAUAGGUAUCAAAACAAGGAUUUGAGCUAUGUGCGUAGCAUCCUUGCCUAUGUUCUAAUAUUGUAGGUUUCUGUGUUGAUCACUGUACAUGAGCAAGUUUAACUACUAAUAAGUGAUUUUUUGGCUUUUAGCCAAGGCUUUAGUCAUGACUGCUUAUUCCUAGAUGCAAGAUUAAUUUUUUUUUAGUUGCAGCAAGCUAAUUACUGUAGCAAAAUCCUAGUCAAGGCAGCUUAAAUAAAUUACCAUUCAUUAAGGAAAUGGGUCUUUUCAAGACUGUUUGUUUCUUUGCAGAAGUCUUGUUUACAUUUGUCUGCCGUAAAAUUCACUUUGUAUAUUAGUGAUAUUUCUAUGAGGGUGGCUGAACAUGGAAACUGCAAUGUAGACAAAAAAUACUUACCCACUUGUAGUAUAAACAGCUGUCUAGAUGAUAUUGGGAAGGAACAAAGGAUCUAAACUGAAGUCUGGUUUUAGCUCUCAAACUUUCAUUUUUAUUCACCCUUACAAUUUAAUGAUGAUAGUAACCAUUCCCAGAGUUGAGAACAUUUGGCUGGCUCACUACUGAGUAGGAUCAGUGCCCGUGAACAGAACUAUAGCCUGUAAAGAAUGAGAACCUUAGAAAAAGAAGCUACUAUGGUUACAAACAUUAGCUCUUUAAUUACAAACAGAAACAUAGGAAUUUGCUUAUAGCAUUCUAGUACAAAGAUCAGUCUUAACAUUUUGUAUUCAGGCAAAGAGAUUUGCCCAAAAUACUUCUUCCAAAAGUUUGACUCCUUUAAAGUUCAUUUAGGCUCCACAAAAUACAGCAGAAAGAUGCAGGUUUCCUGGCAUUGGUGUUAAUUUUCUCAUUUUUUGUUGUUGCUGUUUUAAAGGUCUUCUAAACUUUUACGUAAAAAUAAAGCUAUGCACAAGGGGACAUGAACACUGUUCCAGUUGCCGAAUCUUCUUCCAGGUUCCUUGGCACCGAGAGUUGCCAACUGCUUCCCAGCGUAAGAUUUUACCUCUGAAAUGUGAUAAGUGAGAAAUUAAAAAUUAAUGUGUUUACAAACACAAAAAAAAUGUAUAUUUCAUGUUAGUAGGUUGUGUUCUAUAAUGUCAUUGGAGAGAAGAUUAGAUUUGCUUAACAAUGUAAUACUUUAAUUAGCUCGUCUUAGUCUUAAAAUGCUUUUGUUUAUUAUACUUGCAGGCAUUCUAGAGCAAAUGCUAUGUUCCUACAUAGAGUACACAGGAUAAUGGGUUGAGUAAACGGUCGCAUAGGUAUUACAUAGCAUGCGUCUUAAUAAGUGUAUAGAUAUAUGGAGAUAUGUAUUAAAUAUAUAGACUAAGUAAAAAUGUUACAAAUAUUAAAUGUCUUCUUUCAAUACUAGCGUUCUAGAAACAAGAUGUAUAGUUCAAACCUGAAAUCAGAUUUGGAUUAUGGCAGAAAGCAGACUUUUUAAGUACCAGCGCCCAUAGCUGUAAAAAGACUUCUUGCACUACAGAAGUUUCAUUGUCCCUUUACAAUAGUAAAUAAAGCAUUCACGCUGAACUUUAUAUUGCAGUUAUUUACCAAUUUUAUCUGGAUGUAGUACUAGUGGUUAAAACAUUAGUAUUUAAAAAUUUUGUAAAGUUUUACACAGCAAUUUUUGUGAAAACUGGAAUCUUCUGAGCUCUGCAAGUGAUAUGAGCUGUUUCAAUUUUUUAGGUAUAACAAACACAACUUUUAAUGAGAUCUUAAGAUAUCUCAAGUUCUGUACUGGGUUUUGGUACAGAAGAGACAGGAAAAAAAUAAAAGGUUGUCUCUACCCAUCUGCAUUAUGGCCAUCUCCAGAACAACGAUGAGUGUCAGUGUUCAUAGCUGGAGGCUGGCAAGCUACGCAUACAGUAUGACCUUCUCGCAGGUACUGCAUCCAUCGAGCAUACGGCCGAUUCUCCAAAGCACAGUAGUGUGAAAGUGAUUCAGUUUUAAAUUCCACACAGUAACUGCUCAGAAAGAAAGGGAUUAAAUUAGCUGCGAUAGCUAAAGCACAAGCUAGAUAGAAACUUUAAAUGUACUUAUGUAUCAUACAGGUGGUAUUUGUGAAGUGCAGGUUAGACAUCCUCAUUGGUAAAAAAAAAAAAAAAAAAAAAAAAAGUCUGUUUCUGACCCUAACCUAAGUAAUGGAAUCUUUAAAACAUUAAGCAAAUUGUUUCUCACAUUCCAUGCCACAGUCCAGUGCUUUAUGUAUUAUCUCACUUUCUGGUUGUAUUCUGUAUUCUUAAAUUAUGUUGAAAAACAGAUCUUAAUAACCCGUAUUUUUUUCUCCUAUGAAUGCUAAAAGAGAAAAUGGGAGAGAAGGUUUAAGAAUACCUAUAAGCUUUAUUGUUCUGGGGAGAGCAGCAUGGGACAAAGCAUUAUGAGCAUUACAGAACCAGUGAUAACCAUCUCUACUGGUAACCAAGAGAGAUUUUUAUUGCUUUUCAUGUCAAUGUUAAAAACAAGCUCUUGAGACCGAUUG